Messenger RNA from Clarias gariepinus (North African catfish), 3323 nucleotides. Its product is annotated as NACHT, LRR and PYD domains-containing protein 12-like. The transcript has 12 exons. The coding region runs from base 78 to 3323 and encodes 1081 amino acids. The record is from RefSeq and is a predicted model, not a curated record. Gene Ontology annotation, molecular function: protein binding. Lineage: Eukaryota; Metazoa; Chordata; Actinopteri; Siluriformes; Clariidae.
GUGUAUUUUUAUAAAGACAGGAAGCAGCGCGUGCACAGGAGAGAAACACAUGUAAUCCUGGGGGAUACGACCUCAAAAUGAGUGUGUGUGGGGAACAGGACACAAAGAAAGACGAGAGUCUGAUUCAGGGUAAGAGAUCAGACUCACCUGAACCCAGCUGUGUGUCCAUGAAGAGUGACCAGUCAAUGGGUCCUCUAAUAACCUUUAGAGACACAGACUGUGUUACUGAUCGGAGACCACAGAAGAAUAAACCAAACAUCACUGAGAAGAGUCAGUUGGAGAAACUAUUUAAGGAGCUGGAGCACAAAGUCAUCACUCUGUUAAAGAAUGAGCUGAAGAGAUUUAAGAAGCUCCUGAGUCCAGAUUACCCAGCAUGCACUGAGAGGGAGGUGGAGGAUGAGGAGGAUCAGAGCAGUGUCAGAAUGUCAGCGCUGAAGAUCACACUGCACGUCCUGAAGAACAUGAACCACACAGAUCUCGCUAACACACUGCAGAACAGACUCGUCUCUGUGUACCGGCGAAACCUUAAAUCCAAACUGAGUGAGAAAUAUAAAAGAAUAAAUGAAGGAAUCUCACAGCAUGGAAGCUCAGCACUUCUGAAUGAGAUCUACACAGAGCUUUACAUCACAGAGGGGUGGAGUGGAGACAUUAAUAAUGAACAUGAGGUGAGACAGAUUGAGACAGCAUCCAGGAGACCAGCAACACAGGAGACAUCCAUUAAAUGUAAUGAGCUCUUUAAAGACAAGUCCAUCAGAAGUGUGCUGACUAAAGGAGUUGCUGGAAUUGGAAAAACAGUCUCUGUGCAGAAGUUCAUUCUGGACUGGGCUGAAGGAAAAGCAAAUCAGGACGUGACCUUCAUGUUUCCACUUCCCUUUAGAAAGCUGAAUCUGAUGAAGCAGAAACAUCUCAGUCUAAUGGAUCUUCUUCAUCACUUUUUCCCAGAAAUCAAAGGAUUAAAAUUAAUAGACUGUGAGGUCAACAAAGUUCUGUUCAUCUUUGAUGGUAUGGAUGAGUGUCGACUUCCUCUAAAUUUCCAGAAUGAGAGAUUGUUUGAUGUGACAGAGUCAGCCUCAGUGGAUGUGCUGCUUACAAACCUCAUCAAGGGGAACCUGCUUCCCUCUGCUCUCCUCUGGAUCACCUCUCGACCAGGAGCAGCCAAUCAGAUCCCUCCUGAGUGUGUAGACCAGGUAACAGAGGUACGAGGGUUCAGUGAUCCUCAGAAAGACGAGUACUUCAGGAAGAGGAUGGAUGAUCAGAGCCUGGCCAAUGAAAUCAUCUCACACAUGAAGUCUUCAAGAAGCCUCUACAUCAUGUGUCACAUCCCAGUCUUCUGCUGGAUCUCAGCCACUGUUCUAGAGAGAAUGUUGGGAGGAACAGAGAGUAGAGAGAUCCCCAAGACUCUGACUCAAAUGUUCACACACUUCCUGAUCUUUCAGAUCAAACACAAGGACCAAAAGGAUGAUCAGAAAUGUAAUCCUGAUCCUCAGCAGACCAGAGAGAGUAUCCUGGCACUGGGCAAACUGGCUUUCCAGCAGCUGGAGAAAGGAAACCUGAUCUUCUAUGAGGUAGACCUGAGAGAGUGUGGCAUUGAUGUCAGAGAAGUGUCCGUGUACUCAGGAGUGUGUACCCAAAUCUUUAGAGAGGAGUUUGGGCUUCACCUGGGGAAGGUGUUCAGCUUUGUACAUUUGAGUGUUCAGGAGUUUCUGGCUGCUUUAUACACAUUUCUCUCUUUCAUCAACAAAAAGACUACAAAACAACAAACCACUGAUCUGUCUGAUCUUUUCUCCAAAUCAAACAUGUCUGACUUCCUGAAGGGUGCAGUGGACAAGGCCUUACAGAGUAAGAAUGGACACCUAGACCUUUUCAUUCGCUUCCUCCUGGGUCUCUCACUCGAGUCCAAUCAGACUCUCUUACGAGACCUACUGCCCCAGACAGGAAGCAGAUCUCACAGCAAACAGAAAACAGUCAAAUACAUCAAGAAGAAGAUCAGGGAGAAUCCAUCUCCAGAGAAAUGCAUCAAUCUGUUCCACUGUCUGAAUGAACUGAAUGAUCAUUCUCUAGUGCAGGAAGUAGAACAAUACCUGAACAGAGGACAUUACAAGUGUCUCAGUGGAGUCAGACUCUCUCCUGCACAGUGGUCAGCUCUGGUGUUUGUGUUGCUGAACUCAGAAGAGAAUCUGGAUGUGUUUAAUUUGAGUAAAUAUGACAGAUCAGAUGAAUGUCUUCUGAAGCUGCUGCCAGUCGUCAAAGCAUCCAGAAAAGCUGAGCUGUGUUGGUGUAAUCUGACAGAUGAGAGCUGUAGAUUUCUGUCCUCAGUUCUCAGCUCAAACUCCUCCAGUCUGAGAGAACUGGACCUGAGUGAGAAUAACCUGCAGGAUUCGGGAGUGAAGCUGCUCUCUGCUGGACUGGAGAAUCCACACUGUACACUGGAGACACUGAGGCUGAUAGACUGCAGUAUUACAGGUGAAGGUUGUGCUGCUCUGGUUUCAGCUCUGAGGUCAAACCCCUCAUCACACCUGAGAGAACUGAAUCUGAACUACAAUAAACCAGGAGAAUCAGGAGUGAAGCUGCUCUCUGAUCUAUUGAAGGAUCCACACUGUACACUGGAGAAACUAGAGCUGUGUUGGUGUGAUCUCACAGAUGAAAGCUGUAGAUUUCUGUCCUCAGUUCUCAGCUCAAACUCCUCCAGUCUGAGAGAACUGGACCUGAGUGACAAUAACCUGCAGGAUUCAGGAGUGAAGCUGCUCUCUGCUGGACUGGAGAAUCCACACUGUACACUGGAGAUACUCAGGCUGAUACACUGCAGUAUUACAGGUGAAGGUUGUGCUGCUUUGGUUUCAGCUCUGAGGUCAAACCCCUCAUCACACCUGAGAGAACUGAACCUAAACUACAAUCAACCAGGAAAAUUAGGAGUGAAGCUGCUCACUGAUCUACUGAAGGAUCCACACUGUACACUGGAGAAACUAGAGCUGUGUCAGUGUGACCUCACAGAUGAAAGCUGUAGAGUUCUGUCCUCAGUUCUCAGCUCAAACUCCUCCAGUCUGAGAGAACUGGACCUGAGUGUCAAUAACCUGCAGGAUUCAGGAGUGAAGCUGCUCUCUGCUGGACUGGAGAAUCCACACUGUACACUGGAGACACUGAGGCUGGAACUCUGCAGUAUUACAGGUGAAGGUUGUGCUGCUCUGGUUUCAGCUCUGAGGUUAAACCCCUCAUCACACCUGAGAGAACUGAAUCUGAACAACAAUAAACCAGGAAAAUCAGGAGUGAAGCUGCUCACUGAUCUACUGAAGGAUCCACACUGUACACUGGAGAAACUAGAGUGA